AUGACACCGGAACCAGUUAUCCACGAGGUCUUCGAGCCGGCGACGAGCACGUGGCAAUACAUAGUCGCGGACCCCUCCACGAAAGCAGCCGUCAUCAUCGACUCAGUCUUAGACUUCGACCCAGCAAAAAGCGCCGUCUCGACACAGACGGCCGACAAACUGCUAGAGCUCGUCCGAGAGAAGGGAUACAAAAUCGUCAAGAUCCUCGAGACCCACGUCCACGCCGACCACCUGACGGCGGCCAAGUACCUCCAGUCGCGACUGCGGACGGCGCAGGACGGCGCGGCGCCCGAGAUAUGCAUCGGCUGGCGCAUCGGGGUGGUGCAGGAGAGGUUUGCGAGGAAAUACGGCAUCCCCGAGGCGGAGUACGUCCAGGCCUUCGACCGGCUCCUCGAGCAGGACGAGGAGUUCCAGAUCGGGGCGUUGAAGGCCAAGGCGAUUCACCUACCGGGCCAUACUCCGGACCACAUGGGAUACAUGGUGGGAGCCAACGUCUUCGCGGGAGACUCCCUCUUCAACCACGACGUCGGCUCCGCCCGCUGCGACUUCCCCGGCGGCGACGCCCGCGACCUGUACGCGUCGGUGCGGAAGCUUCUGGACCUGCCGGAGGACACCAAGGUGUGGACGGGACACGACUACCCACCAGACGGCCGGGCCCCGGUCGCGGCGACGGCGGUCGGCAAGCAAAAGGCCGACAACAAGCACCUCGGGAACGGGGUCAAGGAGGACGAGUUCGUCAAGUGGCGCGAGGAGAGGGACGCGGGGCUCGGCGAACCCAGGUUGAUGCACUGGGCGCUCCAGGUCAAUGUGAGGGCCGGGAACAUGCCUAGCCCGACCAAGGACGGAGAUCGGCUGCUGCAUGUGCCGGUUAAGAUGCAGGGCGUAACUUGGUGA
This is a messenger RNA of Colletotrichum karsti, 894 nucleotides long. RefSeq names its product metallo-beta-lactamase domain-containing protein. The coding region runs from base 1 to 894 and encodes 297 amino acids. The record is from RefSeq and is a predicted model, not a curated record. The transcript is spliced from 2 exons. Gene Ontology annotation, molecular function: sulfur dioxygenase activity. NCBI's taxonomy places the organism in Eukaryota, Fungi, Ascomycota, Sordariomycetes, Glomerellales, Glomerellaceae. Gene Ontology annotation, biological process: hydrogen sulfide metabolic process; glutathione metabolic process.